AUGUUCAAACUAACUUGUCGUUCUCAAAACUAUGCUUGGGGAAAACUAGCUGCAGAUAGUGAGGUGGCGAAAAUCACCAGAAAUGGUAAUCAUUCUGAUGUGGAUGAUAGCAAACCUUAUGCCGAGCUUUGGAUGGGAGUUCAUCCGAACGGCCCAUCUAUGGUGCAAGGAACGGAUUCAUUACUCUCCGAUCUGAUUGCGAAAAAUAGUGAAAUGGUAGGAGAGCAUGAACAAGGUACCUUACAAUUCCUCUUCAAAGUUCUAUCUGUUCGCACAGCUUUGUCUGUACAAACGCAUCCAACAAAAGAACAAGCCGCAAAACUGCACGCUUCUGAUCCUAAGAACUAUCCAGAUGCAAAUCACAAACCUGAAAUGGCGAUCGCUCUUACUGAGUUCCAACUUCUCUGUGGUUUCAGACCAGCAAAUGAAAUUGAGGAAAAUUUGAAAGAUACCCCUGAAAUUUUGUCUCUUCUGGGUGAAAAGUCAUCUUUGCUAGAAUCAUUCUCCUUGAAUCCACAGCAUGAACAAGAAUCUGCUCUGAAGGAAAUUUUCACGAAAAUUUGGUCAUCCGACCCUUCCGAAAUUUCGGAAGCCGUUGCCAAACUGGUUGAACGAGUGAAAGCUAAAGAAAACAAAACUUCUAUCGAUAACUUGAUUAUCCGUUUGGAUGAAGAAUUUCCUGGAGGCGAUGUCGGUGUUUUUACUCCAUAUCUGUUGAAUUACUUCACCUUAGCCCCAGGUCAAGCCACUUUUCUUGGACCGAAUAGACCACACGCUUAUCUUCUGGGAGACUGCAUCGAAUGUAUGGCUUGUUCUGAUAAUACCAUAAGAGCCGGCCUAACUCCCAAGUUCAAAGAUAUAAAAACUCUCUGUGAAAACACAGAAUAUAAGAUGGGUCCCCCACCCUACUUUUUCGAUUGCACUUUCCCUUCAGAAGGAGGGCGCCUGUACAACCCUCCUGUGCCGGAGUUUGCAGUAGAAGAAUUAUCAAGCUCUAGAAAAAUGUUCUGUCCAGAUGGUUCCAGCUCCAUAACCAUUAUCGUGAAUGGAAGUGGUAGAUUCAAAAGUGAUGGACAUGAAAUCGCUAUCCAAGAGGGAGAUGUGGUUUUCAUUUCUGCCAAACUUAGCCAAGUUGAAAUAACAGAUUCUUCGCCAGAUUUUCUUGCUUUCCGAGCUUUUACUCCUCUUUAA
Molecule: messenger RNA, 1191 nt
Organism: Auanema sp. JU1783
Lineage: Eukaryota; Metazoa; Nematoda; Chromadorea; Rhabditida; Rhabditidae
Source: the annotation of a GenBank genome assembly